AUGGGCGAGCCCGAUUCAUGGGAGGAUAUCGCGGGCCAGCAGCAGCCUCCGCCGCCAGGCGGCGCGGGAGGUUAUUACAACGCGCCGCCCGGCGCUGGCGGCGGAGCGCUUAACGUGAACGCGGCGGCGUUCGCUUUUAACCCGACGGCGGGCACGUUCGUGCCUAACUACGGCGGCCAGCCUGCUCCCGGCGGUGCUCCUGGCGCGUACGGUUACAACCAAGGCGGGUACGGUUACAAUCCGCAAGCGGCGUACGGUUACAACCAAGGCGGUUACGGUUACAACCAAGGCGGGUACGGCUACAACCAACAGCAGUACGGCGGUGGAUAUCAGCAGCAGCAGUACGGCGGGGGAGGAUAUCAUCAGCAGCAGUAUGGGGGAAGGGGGGGACGGGGAGGUGGCGGAGGGCGAGGAGGCGGAGGAUACGGCGGGGGACGAGGAGGCGGCGGAGGCGUUGCCCAGCAGCAGUAUGCGCAACCGGCGCAACCUCAGCAGCAGCAGCCGUCGGGGCCUGCGGUAACUAAAACCCUCGGCGGUCCCGCGUCUUCCGGCCCGGCCGUCUCGAAAACCCUCGGCGGUCCCGCGUCGUCCGGCCCGGCCGUCUCGAAAACCCUCGGCGGCCCUGCGGUCACCAAGUCCCUCGGUGGACCCUCUGUGCAGAAGGUUCUUGGGGCUCCUUCACCCGCGGCGGCCCCCGCUCCAGCAGCGGCGGAACCCGCUCCGCCCGCCGCAGCUGCUGCCCCGCCCGCGGCGGAGGAGGAGAAGCCCGCGGAAGCUGAAGCGGAAGGGAAAGUGGAGAGCGGAGCGGAAAACGUUGCGGAAAGCGACGGAGCAGUGGACGCGGCGGCAGCAGCGGUGGCAGCGGUGGGCAUUAAGGACGACGACAAGGACGAAGCGCCCCCUGCAGAUGGAUCAGCAGCAUCCGCCAAGGUCGAAGCGGCAGCAGCCGCAUCAGCGUCAGCGGCGGCAGCGGCGGCGGUAGUGGAAGAGGAGGAGGCGGAGGAGGAGUUUGAGAUCCCCGAGUCGGAGGACAAGCGCCAGCACCUCAACCUCGUCUUCAUCGGCCACGUCGACGCGGGGAAGUCGACGAUCGGCGGGCAGAUCCUGUACCUGGCGAACAUGGUGGACGAGCGCACCAUCCAGAAAUACGAGCGCGAGGCCAAAGACAAGAACCGCGAGAGCUGGUACAUGGCAUACAUCAUGGACACCAACGAGGAGGAGCGAGCCAAGGGCAAGACAGUGGAAGUCGGUCGGGCGCACUUUGAGACGGAGAAGAAGCGAUACACCAUCCUCGAUGCCCCUGGCCACAAGAACUAUGUGCCCAACAUGAUCAGUGGAGCAUCACAGGCGGACGUGGGCGUGCUGGUGAUAGCGGCGCGCAAGGGCGAGUUUGAGACGGGCUUUGAGCGCGGAGGGCAGACGCGCGAGCACGCGCAGCUCGCCAAGACGCUCGGUGUGUCCAAGCUCGUGGUGGUGGUCAACAAGAUGGACGACCCGUCCGUGCAGUGGAGCCAGGAGCGGUACGACGAGAUUGUCACCAAGCUCACGCCCUUCCUCAAGCAGUGCGGUUACAACACCAAGAAAGACGUGCAGUACCUACCGAUAUCGGGCAUCCAGGGUGCCAACAUGAAGGAGCGGGUGAAGAAGGACGUGUGCCCGUGGUAUGAUGGGCCCUGCUUCUUCGAGGUCCUUGAUGCUCUCGCCCCGCCCGACCGCGACCCCAAGGGGCCCGUCAGAAUGCCCAUCAUAGACAAGUACAGAGACAUGGGUACGGUGGUCAUGGGCAAGGUGGAGAGUGGCUGCAUCAAGCGAGGCGACACACUCACUGUCAUGCCCAAUAAGACCGUGGUGAAGGUGGUGACCAUAUUCCGCGACAACGACGAGGUGCAAUUUGCCCUGCCAGGGGAGAACCUCCGGGUGCGCCUCACAGGCAUCGAGGAGGAGGAGGUGUCCGCUGGCUUCGUGCUCUCCUCGCGCAAGCGUCCCAUUGGAGUGUGCACAGAGUUCGACGCUCAGCUGCAGAUUCUGGAGCUGCUUGAUCACAAGGCGAUCUUCACAGCGGGGUACAAAGCGGUGCUGCAUGUGCACAGCGUGGUGGAGGAGUGUGAGAUCAUCAGCCUUCUGCAGCAGACGGACCUCAAGACCAAGAAGCCCAUGAAGAAGAAACCGCUAUUCGUCAAGAGCGGUGCUAUUGUGGUUGUGCGCAUCCAGGUGAGCGACCCCAUCUGUGUGGAGAAGUUUGCUGACUUCCCUCAGCUCGGCCGCUUCACUCUGCGCGACGAGGGCAAGACGGUGGCAAUAGGCAAGGUCACUCACCUGCGCUCCAGCAGCUCUGCCUGA
Molecule: messenger RNA, 2340 nt
Organism: Closterium sp. Yama58-4
Lineage: Eukaryota; Viridiplantae; Streptophyta; Zygnematophyceae; Desmidiales; Closteriaceae
Source: the annotation of a GenBank genome assembly